AUGGCCGUGGACCCGAAAGAUACACCUCCAGCCGUCAGGAAUCUGAUCCAGACAGUCACACGAUGCUUCUAUGAUACUCGGCAAAUUAUUGUCAUUGAUGCUCUGCUGAAGCACUUGGCGUUACGGGAUGAUGAGCUUGGUUUAAUGCUGAACGGUAGUGGCGGCAAGAAUAACAAAGAAGUACACAAGAUUUGUGGAAAGCUGCGGGAAGACCGGCUGCUGAACCAGUCCGUUUGUCCGUCUACGUUCUCCCGAAUUGUGACGCGGCCAGAAAUCAAGGAAGGCCAGCAACGUCCAAUAAACCGCAAUUACUACUAUAUUGAUCUUAGACCGACCAUCGAUGCUAUCAAAUGGCGUGUAUACAAGCUUGUGAAAGCCGUUGAAGCCACUACAAGGAACGAUUAUGAUACCAACGGAUACAUCUGCCCUCAAUGCAAGAAGAGAUUUGGACCGCUGGAGGUGGUGUCAUUGUGGGGUCCUGACAUGUUAAACUUUAUUUGUGAUAACUGUGGAGCUGUCUUGACAGAGGAUACAGAGAGCGCAGAGAGUAAAGCAAGUCAUGAGAGGAUGAACCGGUUGAUGGCGCAGCUGAAGAGAAUCAGAGAUGCACUGCGACUGGUGGAUGAGAUCAACGUGCCUGAAUCAGACUUUGAAUCUCUCCUCGAAAGGCGCCUUGUGCCGUUCCCAUCAACGACCUCCGCUACCGAUACUGUGUCUCUUCCGGCCUCCCAGGCAGUCCCGAAAACCGUCACCGGUGCCACAUCGACGACCACCGCGGCAACAUUCACAAUCGAUUACUCUGUCGAUGGCGGUUUAUCUGCUGCGAACAAGGAAGAGGAGGAGAAGAGACGGGCAGCAGCGGUUGCCAAUGCCUUGCCAGAAUGGCACAGCAAGUCAACUGUCAGCGGAGACCUCACCUACGCUGGGAAACCAGCGGCAGCCGACGUAUCCUACGUUGCUGGCACGGCUGCUGCUGGGGCUGUUCCUGCCGCUGGUACGGAGGAGAAGAAGGCUGAUAUCAAGGAGGUCGAGGCUAACGAUGAGAUUGCGGCAUUCUAUGCUGCUCUGGCUGCCGAUCGGGAGAAGACUGCUGCGGCUGCAGCUGCUGAGGAGGCAGAAGACGAAGAUGAGGAUGAGGAUGGAUUCGAGGACGUGCCGAUGGCUACCCUGAGUGCGGCGCCCGUUCCAACAACGACUGAUGUGAUCAGGCCACCAAAGACAGACAGUGAUGACAGCGAUGAUGACGAUGAUGCAUUUGAAGACGUGUAAGGGUUGCAAUUAUCUUCGCACGAAGGUUUCAUAGAAUGUCAUGGGUAGCCGUUGAGCAUACACACUAAUCUAUUCCGUACAAUGUGUAUUGGGGUAAUGAUGGUAGCAAUGCAGAUGUAACAUUCCCUUGCCUCCCUUC
Saitoella complicata NRRL Y-17804 is the source of this 1408-nucleotide messenger RNA. RefSeq lists its product as uncharacterized. Bases 1 to 1269 code for a protein of 422 amino acids. The transcript has 3 exons. Gene Ontology annotation, biological process: transcription open complex formation at RNA polymerase II promoter; transcription initiation at RNA polymerase II promoter. Gene Ontology annotation, cellular component: transcription factor TFIIE complex. The record is from RefSeq and is a predicted model, not a curated record. NCBI's taxonomy places the organism in Eukaryota, Fungi, Ascomycota, Saitoellomycetes, Saitoellales, Saitoellaceae.